Molecule: messenger RNA, 696 nt
Organism: Eruca vesicaria subsp. sativa (arugula)
Lineage: Eukaryota; Viridiplantae; Streptophyta; Magnoliopsida; Brassicales; Brassicaceae
Source: the annotation of a GenBank genome assembly
AUGGUUCACGUGUUCGUAACCGUUACAAUCCAAUAUCUCCAAAGUUUUCAAAAACUGUGGGCGAAGCAGAGUUUAAGGCGCAACAGUCCUUUGAGAUUUUCAGCUGUAGAUGAUCGAGUUCGUGAACCUGCCAACAAUGCUUCCUCUCCGGUGGCGUUAGCAGAGGAGCACAAAGAAGAUCACUCCAACAACAAUGGUCCCCCUUCUCCGGAAAGCACUGAUGAAGAAGAUGAAGAGAAAUCUAAGCAGCAAGAGAUGGACUGGAAGACGGACGAGGAGUUCAAGAAGUUCAUGGGGAAUCCAUCAAUAGAAGCUGCUAUAAAGCUUGAGAAGACAAGAACUUAUCGUAAGCUGAAAGAGCUGAACAGAGAGAGCAAUAAUGAGAAUCCAAUCAUCAGAAUAUUCAACAGCUUGGCUCGUGAUAGUUCGGUUAGAGAGAAAGAACGGCUUGAGAAGGCAGAAGAGGCUUUCAAAGCUCUUGAUCUCAACAAGUUAAAGAGCUGUUUUGGUUUCGAUACGUUUUUCGCUACGGACGUACGUCGGUUUGAAGAUGGAGGAAUCUUCAUUGGGAAUCUGAGAAAACCUAUUGAUGAGGUCACACCUAAGCUUGAAGCAAAGCUUUCUGAAGCAGCGGGACGUGAUGUUGUCGUCUGGUUUAUGGAAGAGAAGUCCAAUGAGAUCACAAAUAGGUCAUAA